AUGGCAGCUUUUGAAGAACAAGACUAUCUGUUAAAGGAAAACAGCAGGUUGAUUGUUGAUCGAAUAAAAGAGCUUAAAGGUAGGUAUUUUUGUUUUUGAUUUUUUAUUGUAUUUUUUAAAAAGAAGUGAAAACAUUUUCAAAAUUUACAAAAAAAUUUCUUAGAAGAUUGUAUAGCAUGGCUGGGUACAACAAUGUAGGGUAAGGUAGUAAAGAAAGCUAGUAGGUUAUAAAGCAUAAUAUACGAUAUAACACGCUGUAUGGUAAGCUGUAGAUCAUAUAGUAAGAAAGCGUAUUAUUUUAGUAAUGAUAAGUUAAAAGCAAAGUAUAUAAUAGUUUUUGCAUCCGGGCAGGCGAUUUAAGGUAAAUAUAAGACGUGAUAUACUAGGGUAAGGUAUGGUAUAGUAAGGCAGGGUAGGAUAGGGUAGGGUAGGUAUUGUAAGGUAUUGCACUAGACCGCAAAACUUAAAAGAUACAGUAAGACUUUCUAGAAAUUGUAAAAACUGUUGACUGUGAACUCCCAACCGAAUUGGAUCAGAACAGCAACACUGACUUUGACUUGGUUAUUUCGACAUGUGGUCGGAAAUUUAAAGUAAGUUUAUGUAGUUUUUUUAUUUUUCAUCUUUUCAAGCUAUUUUUUCAUCAAGUAACUUUCUCACCUCAAAUUUCAGGUCCAAAAAAGCAUUUUAAUGUCAAAAUCACCCGUGUUUAAAGGUAUGUUUGCAUCCGAGAUGGUAGAAAGCAAGACCGAUGAAUUAGAAGUUACUGAUGAUGCUGAAGCUUUCGAAGCCAUGUUGGCCUUUAUGUAUAGCUAUAAAAGAGUCGAGGACGUUGAGCUAGCUAUUAAAGUUUGUAUAGUUGCUGACAAAUAUGCCGUGGAUGUUUUACUGGUACGUUUUUUACUGGAUUAGUUUGUAGAUUGAGUUUAUGAGUACAGAACGAGGAAUCUCAUAACUUUUACUUUUUGUAAUGGUAUGUGGGAGGGCUGGGUCGAAUAAGGUAACUCGUGAAAAGAUACUGUAAGCUAAGAUAAAGUAGAGUAGGGUGUUUUAAAAUAGAGUAUAGUAAUGCAAGGUAAGGCACUUUAGAGUAGAGUGUAAAAUAAAACCAAAUUUAUGUUCUCUAAUUUGCAGAAUCAAUGUGAACUCUUCCUAUUAGAAAAUCUAACAUUUAAAAACGCUUUUGAUUGCUUAGACAUGGCACUUGCUUUAAACCUCAAUUACCUCCAACUCAACUGCUCAAAACUGAUGUUUUUUGGAAUCGGCAAAAGCAUGCUCAACAAGCCGAAACCCCCAUCAGUUUACAUUAAAUUUGAAAAAGAACUACCAAAGUAUAGCAUGAUUGAUGAUGUCUAUUUAACAAAUACGGAUUCAUUCGAAUUUAUUUUUGAAACCAAUCUGUAUUUUACCGCUUAUCGUUUUGAAUUGUUCUCCAACAUCUGCGAACAAAAGUCCGAGUACCAUGGUAAACUAAACUGGGUUAAGCCAAUUGAGCUCAUUAAUGAUAACUACGCGAACGAAAAACGAGUUAAAACCUUCGAAAUAGAUGUACCACAAAUGUUCAAACGUAAUCUUUUCAUAUUAGAAAUUUUUUAUGGAAUGUUUACCUAUACCAUUUGUUUUAAUGUUAUUAAUUGCAAAAACCAAAAUUGAAAAAUUGUAAAAUAAAAAAAAACGUAGCUCGUUGACUAGAUAAUAUUGAAACUUACAGAAUAUGAAAUUUUUAUUCUUUACAAAACGUAUAUCUUCGAUUUUUGAAAGAAAAAUUUAUACACAUAUUUGUAAAUAGGGGUACGGUAGAAUUACUGUAACUUUUCAAGCUGAACAAAUUCAAAAACUAUUUUUUGUGCGUUUGUUGUAUGAAAAACCAAUCCAAAAUCACAAAAUAUUGUUUGUUUCUAAAAUCUUUUUAAAAAAAGUUAUGCUUGCAACAAAUAGGUUUCCUGUUUUUUUGAUAACGGCUGUAUUUAUAAACUAUUUUACCACGAAUGUCUCAAGGAUUUUAAUUUUGUUUCAUAAAGAGUUUUGUUGAAGAAGAGUUUUCAAUCCACUGAGUACUGAUAUAAAACUUUGUUUGUUAUACGGAAAUUUUAUUAGAGAGAAACUCGUUAUACAUGUUUUUUCUUGUAAAUAUUGAUUUCGACGAAGUGUCAAAGUAAAGGUUAAUAGCUUUAUUUUUCUUUUUUUUUGCUCUGACUUAAGUCGCAAUUUUCUUUUUUUAAAAAAUCUAACACAAGUUUUUGUGCUUGAUCUUAAAAUUUAUUACUGCUGUUUUUAUAGUGUAAUUAUUGAUAGUAAAUCCGACGACAAAAAUAUUGGUUUUUUAAAUUAUUGUAUGGUUUAUAGCUUGUGAUUAAAACACUGGUUUAAUGUUAUAAGGUACUAACAACAGAUUUUUGGUUACGAAAUGUCUUCUUUUGGAAAAGAUAGUUAUUUCUUAAAAUCAAACCAGACUUUAAUUGUUAAUAGGAUAGAAAAGCUUAAAGGUAAGUAUUUUUUAUUUUUUUUUUAUUUUAAGGCUGUCAAGAAUCAUAAAGUUUCACUAUGUUUUAUAUUCAGUAUUUUCUCUAUAUAAGCAUCUCAAAGGGACCGACAUUUUGUGUCUACUUUAGAGAGCAUUAUCUCUACAGAGUGAGUUUUAGUGCAAAUUGACGUGGCGGAGUUAAAUUUCUUAUUUACUAUUAGGAGAGUUGCUUAUAAAGAUGGUUCACCAUAUAGUAAGAGCACUGUAAUACAAAAAACUUAUAAGAAAAGUGGUCAAAUUGCCCCGCUCAGAAUUAGAUCAAAAUGUUUAUAUGUAUGUUUUGUAUCACCAAUAGUACCCAUAAAGAAUUUUAGCUCGCGUUUUUGAGUUUCAAAGUUAAAAUAUUUGAAAGUCGCGCCAAUUUUGCAAACUUGGCAUUUUGUUACAAGCCUUAAACGGUUUUCUACUAGUAUGUCAAAGAAAAACUGUUAAAAUUCAAAAAACGACAAAGUUAUGAGCUUAAAACACAGUGUCAAUUUUGCGGAAAAUGCAAAACGUAAUUUUUUGAUCUCGAUUUUUUCGAGUUUUCCUAGAAAGCGCGAUUUAGUACACUGCUGAAGAUCUUAUUUACAUACCCUUUCUAUGUUAAAAGUUUGAAGUCAGUCAGACCGCGGCAUUCCGUGUACUUUUAUUGUUAGUUUGAAAUAUUAUAGGGGUAGUUUUUUUCUAUAUUCAACAACUUAUAGCAUGGGAUACUAUAAAAAACAACUUUUUAGAAAUUGUAAAAAAUAUUGAUGAUGAGCUCCCAACCAAAACAGGACAAAAUAGCAACUACGACGUUACUAUUGCAGCAUGUAACAGGAAAUUUAAAGUAAAUUUAUAUAAUUUUAAAAUUCUUUUUUGUUUUUUCAUUGUUCGAAAGGAAAGCCAGUCAUGGUCUCUGUGUUUAGGUACAAAAGUCCGUUCUGAUCUCAAAGUCACCCGUGUUUAAAAGCAUGUUUAGUUCGAAAAUGCUAGAAAGCAAGGCCGAUGAAUUAGAAGUUACUGAUGAUGCUGAGGCUUUCGAAGCCAUGUUGGCCUUUAUGUAUAGCCAUAAAAGAGUCGAGGACGUUGACCUAGCUAUUAAAGUUUGUAUGGUUGCUGACAAAUAUGCCGUGGAUGUUUUAUUGGUACGUUUUUACAGAAUUAGUUUUUAUUAAUGAGUUUAUAAGGACAGUAUCAGGAAUAUUAUAGCUUUUUUUAAAUUUUACAAUGUUAUGUGGGAGGGCUGGGUCGAAUAAGGUAACUCGUGAAAAGAUACUGUAAGCUAAGAUAAAGUAGAGUAGGGUGUUUUAAAAUAGAGUAUAGUAAUGCAAGGUAAGGCACUUUAGAGUAGAGUGUAAAAUAAAACCAAAUUUAUGUUCUCUAAUUUGCAGAAUCAAUGUGAACUCUUCCUAUUAGAAAAUCUAACAUUUAAAAACGCUUUUGAUUGCUUAGACAUGGCACUUGCUUUAAACCUCAAUUACCUCCAACUCAACUGCUCAAAACUGAUGUUUUUUGGAAUCGGCAAAAGCAUGCUCAACAAGCCGAAACCCCCAUCAGUUUACAUUAAAUUUGAAAAAGAACUACCAAAGUAUAGCAUGAUUGAUGAUGUCUAUUUAACAAAUACGGAUUCAUUCGAAUUUAUUUUUGAAACCAAUCUGUAUUUUACCGCUUAUCGUUUUGAAUUGUUCUCCAACAUCUGCGAACAAAAGUCCGAGUACCAUGGUAAACUAAACUGGGUUAAGCCAAUUGAGCUCAUUAAUGAUAACUACGCGAACGAAAAACGAGUUAAAACCUUCGAAAUAGAUGUACCACAAAUGUUCAAACGUAAUCUUUUCAUAUUAGAAAUUUUUUAUGGAAUGUUUACCUAUACCAUUUGUUUUAAUGUUAUUAAUUGCAAAAACCAAACGAAAGUUAAAAAUUUGUAAAAUAAAAAUCCACAACAAUUGACAACUUUUAGUUUAUGUACAAGAAAAUUCACAAAGUAGUUUAGGAAAGCGUGAACAUGGAAGAACAGAGGUUUAG
Molecule: messenger RNA, 4507 nt
Organism: Bursaphelenchus okinawaensis
Lineage: Eukaryota; Metazoa; Nematoda; Chromadorea; Rhabditida; Aphelenchoididae
Source: the annotation of a GenBank genome assembly